Schistocerca nitens (vagrant locust) is the source of this 1842-nucleotide messenger RNA. RefSeq names its product acetylcholinesterase-like. Lineage: Eukaryota; Metazoa; Arthropoda; Insecta; Orthoptera; Acrididae. The record is from RefSeq and is a predicted model, not a curated record. The annotation marks the transcript as partial. Gene Ontology annotation, biological process: acetylcholine catabolic process; choline metabolic process. Gene Ontology annotation, molecular function: acetylcholinesterase activity. Gene Ontology annotation, cellular component: plasma membrane. The transcript is spliced from 7 exons.
UCGGGCAGCGCGCGCCGACACCCCGAGGACGACCCUCUCGUCGUGCAGACCACCAAGGGCAAGGUUCGCGGCGUAACGCUGGCUGCGACGACGGGAAAGCUGGUGGACGUGUGGAUGGGAAUCCCAUACGCGCAGAAACCCGUGGGGCCACUCAGGUUCCGCCAUCCUAGGCCCGUGGACCGCUGGGACACCAACGGCGAGAUCCUCAACACCACCACUCCUCCGAACAGCUGCGUCCAGAUCAUCGACACGGUGUUCGGUGACUUCCCGGGCUCGGUCAUCUGGAACCCCAACACGCAGCUGUCGGAGGACUGUCUCUACAUCAACGUGGUGGCGCCCAAGCCGCGGCCGCGCAACGCCGCCGUCAUGGUGUGGAUCUUCGGCGGCGGCUUCUACUCGGGCACGGCCACGCUCGACGUGUACGACCACAAGACGCUCGUGUCCGAGGAGAAUGUGAUCCUCGUGUCGAUGCAGUACCGCGUCGCGUCGCUGGGCUUCCUCUUCUUCGACACGAGCGACGUGCCGGGCAACGCGGGGCUCUUCGACCAGCUGAUGGCGCUCCAGUGGGUGCACGACAACAUCCACUACUUCGGCGGCAACCCGCACAACGUGACGCUGUUCGGCGAGUCGGCCGGCGCUGUUUCCGUCAGCAUCCACCUGCUGAGCCCCCUCAGCAGAAACCUCUUCUCACAGGCCAUAAUGCAGUCCGGCUCGCCGACCGCGCCGUGGGCCAUAAUCGACCGCGAGGAGUCGAUCCUGCGCGGGCUGCGGCUGGCCGAGGCGGUAGGCUGCCCGCACACCAAGGCGGAGAUGCCGUCCGUCAUCGACUGCCUGCGCCGCAAGAACGCCACCGAGCUCGUCAACAACGAGUGGGGCACGCUCGGCAUCUGCGAGUUCCCCUUCGUGCCCAUCAUCGACGGCGCCAUCCUCGACGAGACUCCUCAGCGCUCGCUGGCCGCCAAGAACUUCAAGAAGACCAACAUCAUGAUGGGCAGCAACACCGAGGAGGGGUACUACUUCAUCAUCUACUACUUGACGGAGCUGUUCCGCAAGGAGGAGGACGUGUACGUGAGCCGCGACGAGUACCUCAAGGCGGUGCGGGAGCUCAACCCGUACGUCAACAACGUGGCGCGCCAGGCGAUCGUCUUCGAGUACACCGACUGGGCCAACCCGGACGACCCGAUCGGCAACCGCGACGCCCUGGACAAGAUGGUGGGCGACUACCACUUCACGUGCAACGUGAACGAGUUCGCGCACCGCUACGCGGAGACGGGCAACAACGUGUACAUGUACUACUUCAAGCACCGCUCCGCCGGCAACCCGUGGCCGUCGUGGACGGGCGUGAUGCACGGCGACGAGAUCAACUACGUGUUCGGCGAGCCGCUCGACCCGCGCAAGGGCUACACGCCGCACGAGGUCGAGCUGAGCCGCCGCAUGAUGCGCUACUGGGCCAACUUCGCCAAGACGGGGAACCCCAGCAAGUCGGAGGACGGCACGUGGACGGCCACCUACUGGCCGGUGCACACGGCGUACGGCCGCGAGUUCCUCACGCUGGCCAUCAACUCCAGCGAGACGGGGCGCGGGCCGCGCCUCAAGCAGUGUGCCUUCUGGAAGAAGUACCUACCUCAGCUGAUCGCCAUGACCAGUGAGUACCCCGCGGCGCCUUCUGUCGAAGUCUUGCAUUUCUCUGUUGAUUAUCUCAUUCCUAGAUGGAGACAGUAUGGCUUGUACCGAGAUGACGACAUUGAUGGUGACAGUAACGAUGAUGAUGAUGAUGACACGUUCGGCACAUCCGAGAAGGUUCUGUGCCGGCAGGAAGGAAUAGAGGAUGUAGAGAUGUAG